AUGGCCUAUUCGAAUCUUCAGACGCUCCCUACUCCUCCUGCCUCGGCUGCCUCUCCCGCCCCGAGCAACCUGUCCACAUCGAGUCGAGCCUCUAGCCUGCCGAUUCCUCGCACGCACCGCCUUCAGCCAGGCUCACAGAAAGAGAUUGCGCUAAUAAUCUACCUAGACAACCACAUUCUGAAUAUCACAAGAAGAUAUGCGAAGAAGUUCACUGACGAAGGUCUGCAAAACGAUGAUACCCCGGGCUACACCACAUACGAUCAGUUCGUCGCAGACGUCGAGCCGCUUGUAGACGUUGUUUGGAUCAGUGGCACACCAUCCAUUCAGAUCCCGUAUCUGCUACAACUCGCUGGACUUGCUUGCUCUUACCUCCAGGCCUUUCCCUUCUCGAACUCCCUUUUUCCCCUGCUGAGCAAGAUUGAUCAGGGUUUUGCCAGCCUGUUACAACCUACGCAGAAUGGUGCCAUAUCUGCCACCAACACUCAGGUCUCGGUGACAGAAAAGGUCCGGAUCAAGUCACUGAUCGAAGAGACUCGGAUCGCGGCUGUUAACGCAGCCUCAUCCAAUGGACACGCGGCAAGCGUACAGGAUGUCACUGACGCUGACGCGGACGUUGAUGACAACGAGAGGGACGAGGAAGGACAGCGCGACGAGGACGAUGACGACGAACAACCCAUGUCGGUUGCGCUUGCAUUAUCAAGAAUAUACAAGAGGACACUCGAGAUCCUCGGCGACUCCCUCGUUACAAGUGUACCGCCACAACCUCAGCAUGAUGACAUACCUAUGACCUGA
Molecule: messenger RNA, 792 nt
Organism: Cladophialophora yegresii CBS 114405
Lineage: Eukaryota; Fungi; Ascomycota; Eurotiomycetes; Chaetothyriales; Herpotrichiellaceae
Exons: 1
Coding region: 1-792 (263 amino acids)
Cellular component (GO): transcription factor TFIIH holo complex
Source: RefSeq, a predicted model, not a curated record